GAAAUUGGGGUGCGAUUCCUGAAUUAGCGAGAAAAUAUCGAAAGCAUAGUCCUGAUGGACUAGGUAUUUUAGAACAGACUGUAUUGGCGGAAUUAGCUUUAGUACAAGUGAUUGAAAAAACUAAGGAUGAAAAGGAAAUUUAUGAUAACGAUUCGCCCGAUCAUAUUUCGAUGCCCCCAACUGUUGAUGAGUCUUUAGUCAGUGACGUAUUUGCUAAAUUAGAGUCGGCGCUUUCACAGGCUUCAGGACAAGAGAAAGAGUACACUUCUAUUGUACUAGCACGUACCUACUUCUCUGUGGGAAGAUUUGACAAAUGUAUCCAGACUUUGAGUACCAACUUUGUUCCACCUCAAAUACCGGUAGGAUACAAUUUCGUACUUAUCAUUCAAGGCCUAACUAUAAAAGGAAUGGCGCAAGAAACACUUGAUGAUUAUGAUGGUGCAAUCUCUUGUUAUGAUCAAGUUGGCGCUUUACUGGCACAAUAUUCAGGUGAAGGACAUGAACAAUUGACAAAUUGGACGGAAGAAGUUCUAUAUCGGACAUCAUUACUGAAAGUAAGAUUGGGCGAACAUUCUGCUGUAUAUACACCGCAUACGUUCCGCGUCGAGUUAACUGGACUGCAUACACUAUAUGAGAGUGUAUUAUACCAAAUAACGUCAUUUCCCAAGGCUGGUGAAACAAAUUGGAGAGUUUUGGAAAUGGUUGAUCAAAUAAUGUCUGAUUGGGUUGUAUUAAAUGGUGGAACAACUGCAGAAAUGCGAGGAUUGAUUGAGAUGCUUUAUCGUGCUGCUCAAAGAACCUUUCAAUCUCCAAAAAUUCUACGUUAUCUAACAUUUACAUUGAACACGCUUGGUGAUUAUGAUGAAGCCGAGUUAGCUUUAGAAGCCUACACCGCAUUGGUUGAGAAAAUUAGGGAAACAAAAACAGCUGAAGUUUUUAAAGAGAUUCCUUCUGCAGAGAAUACACAUGAAGAUAAGUUUUCUGAUAACGAAAGUAUCGAGCAUGUCGUGAAAGUAUUGAUUACUGGUUCAGAGAUGAUGGCAAAACAUUUAUGCAAGUCAAAUGAAACUCUGGAAUAUGCACAAAAAGCCGUGACCUGGUGUGAAAUUGACGAUGAUUUUGUGGAUAAUAAAUUGUUAGCUCAUGCUUGGCGCUGUGUUGGUGUUGGCUACAGUUUAACUGCACGUGAAGUAAUGGAUCCAGAGAACCGUCCUGAUCUUCACUCCAAAUCAAUCGAAGCUCUUGAUAAGUCGAUAUCAUUUGAUCCGGAUGCUUUUGAAACGCAUUAUCUUUUGGCCUUGGAAUAUGCAAUUACAAGAGACAUUAAUAAAGCAACUGCUUGCGUGCGACAAGCUAUAGUAUUAGAAAAUGAGAGCAUUCCUUGCUGGCAUUUACUUGCCCUUCUCAUGUCCUCUCAAAAAGAUAUUCAAGGUGCAUUGAAAGCAUGUGAAAUGUUUUUGAACGAAACGGAUUUAGAGAAUGCGGAUUCGUCCAUUGAUGAUGGUGAAGAAUUUUUAUCUUUUAAAUUAACACAAAACGCCUUGCAAGAGUUAGCAAACGGUCCUGAAACUGCGAUACAGAACCAUGAAAAGCUUUUCACUUUAUAUGCAAAAAUGUUUCCUGAAUAUACUUUGAUAUCUCCAAGUGACCUCCCAUAUGAUUCACCUAGUUCACGGAAGCAUGAUGAUACUCAAACACAAACCGCACAAUCACCAAAACCUGCAACUAGUUUACGAAACUUUCCAAGCAUCAUUGAAAAGAAAGAUGGGGAUGAAAGUACUGACGGAUCCAUUUCAAGCAUUGGACUAGGAAACAAAGACACACUUGAGGUUCCCAAGGCAAAUUAUGCAUCAUCAAUCGCGUCUUCCAGGAACUCAGCAUCAUCUCGUCGUAGUACAACACCCACAAUUUCUGGUAUUCCGUCUGCUAAAUCGGUUACAUCAUUUACCAUACCCUCACAACCAGUUCUGAAAAUGCGGCAGAGAAAACAACGAGCCACUAAAAGUUUAGUAGAUUUAUGGCUUUCUUCUGCAGCGACCUUUCGUCGUCUUGGCAACUUAGAAGAAGCACAGAAAGCCAUAGAAAGUGCUGAAGAGACUGAUAAUUCUAAUCCGGAUGUAUGGUGUCAGUUUGGUUACUUGCUUUCUAUUCAAAAGCAAUAUGCUGAUGCGAUUACAUCAUUUCAUAAAGCUCUUGCAAUUGAUGGAAGUCACGUUCCAACUCUUAUUCAUUUAGCAAGAACUUAUCUUGAAACAGACAAUAUCGAUAUUGCGGAAGGCCUUCUCGAGAGUGUUACUAAGGGCAAUGGUUGGGACUGUGCAGAAGCUUG
Messenger RNA from Racocetra persica, 2329 nucleotides. The record is from the annotation of a GenBank genome assembly. Lineage: Eukaryota; Fungi; Glomeromycota; Glomeromycetes; Diversisporales; Gigasporaceae.